AUGGUCAGGGUCCAGGGCGUCUACCCCGGCCGCUCGUGGCGCUUCAUAUCGGAGCACAUCAGCGACAUCGGCGCGAAGCAGGCCGCCGAGUUCGGCGACCUCGCGGGGGCGGCCGCGCACGCGCGGUCGCUGCUGGAGGGCAGCGGGCACCGGCCGGUGGCGGCCCAGGCGCACUAUCUCGCCCAGUUCAUGGAGGCGGUCAAGCGGCUGCAGGUGCAGCAGGGCGCCGCAUUGGGCCCCCUGCAGGGCCUCCAAGUCCCCGUGGUGACCGCCGAUGACGUCACCGUCCACGCCUCCGACCAGCGCUGCGCCGGCAACGCGGCGGCCGCGUUGCUGCCGCCGUCGGCGUGGGCAGGGCUGGAGGCGGCGGCGGCGGGGGCGGAGAUGCCCAGCAGCAACUGGCUGGAGGGCGGCAAGCAGGUGCGUGACGGCGAGGAGUUCACCGCAGUGGCGGCCGGCGAGGACCUCGGGGUGGAGGUGACCUUCACCAACCCCCUGGGCAUCAAGCUGCGGCUGACAGGCGUCCGCCUGGUGUAUGAAUUCCAGCGGGAAAAGUUUGGCGAAGGCGGCGACGGGGCGGCGGGCGGCGCGGCAGGGGCGGCGCCGGGGGCGUCGAGCGGCGGGCAGGUUGCGGACGCGGACGGCGGCGGCGCCGCGGUGCAGGCGACGGCCGCGCAGUUCACGCUGCACCCGUCUGAAGUUCUUGCCGAGAAGCUCACGCUGCGGCCGCUGGCGGCGGGCUGGCUGCGGGUGACGGGGGUUGAGUGGGUCGUGGAGGGCGGCGUGGAGGGGCGGACGCUGUUUGAGAUCAAGGGGCGGCACCGCAAGCGGCCCAAGGGCGACAGGCCCAGCCAGCGCAAGCACUACCCGCCCCGCCGGCGGCUGCUGUUCCACGUUCUGCCCGGCAUGCCGCGGCUCAGCAUCGCCACUGAGGCCCUGCCGUCACGCGCGUUUGCCGGGGAGCUGCUGAGGGUGCCCGUCACAAUCACAAACAUCGGUCGCCUGCCGGCGCGCGCGCUGCGGCUGGCGGUCGGCGCCGGCGCGGGCGUGGCGCUCGCUGGCGGCAGGGGCGCGGCGGCGGUGGCAGGCGCGAGCCCGGGCGCGGGCGCGGCGGGGAUGCUGCGGCCAGGCGCCCCUCCCGAGCGGCUGGAGCCGUCCGGGCGCCGCCGCAAGGACGGGAGCGAAAUUCUGCUGUUCAACUUGGGCGGCGAUGGGGACGACGGCUGCACCGGCGGCGGCGGCGGCGGUUUGGAUGGAGACCUAGAGCUGGCGCCGGGGCAGGGCGUGGGCGCCGUGCUGUGGCUGCACGCGCCGGCGGCGCCGGGGGCGUGGCAGUUCCAGUGUGUGUGGUACUGCGAGCCUGUGGCGUCCGUCCCGCUGCAGAUGCGCUUCCGCAGCCUGCGCACCGCGCACGCGCUGGAGGUUGCGCCCCUGCUGGGCGUCGCGCCGCGCGUGGCGCCGUCCGGCGGGGACCUGCAGCAGUACAUGCUAAGGCUGGACCUGGAUUGCGACAGGGAGAGCGCCCCCGUUGAGCUAUCCCAAUUAACCUGCCUCUCCCGCGGCGGCGACGCCGGCUGGCGCGUCGCCCCAAUCCUGGACGCGGGCCCUGCAGCAGCAGCAGCAGCAGCAGCAGCAGCAGCAGCAGCAGCAGGCACGGCCGCCGCGGCGCUUGAGGCGUGCAGCCUGGCCGCCGGCGUGAGGCUGGAGCCCGGGGACAGCAGCUGCCAGUUCUUCCGGCUGUUGUCACCCGUGGCGCGCGGCGCGGCGGCGGCUGGCAAGGACGCUGGCGGCGGCGCCGCCGCCUCCAGCCGGGAGGGGACGCAGAAGCUGUUUGCGGCAGCCGAGGAGGCGCCGCUGUCGGGGCCGCUGCUCCACUUUUACCGCUUGCAGCAUCCCACAGCAGAGUCGGCCCCUCUCGCAGACGGCGCCGCCGCAGGUGCGAGCGCGGGCGCGAGCAGCCGCGGGGGCAGCAGCAGCAACGUCGCGGCGCAGGCGCGCGCGGGCGGCGGCGGCGGCGGCGGCGGCGAUGCGGCUGCCGCGGGGCCGCGCCAGGAAUUGGAUUCAGUAGUGGCUGAGCCGCCUGUUGACCUGGCGCUGAUCUGGCGCUCCCCUGGGGGCGGCGACGUGGGCGGGGGCAGGGUGGGGCUGCUGCCGUUUUAUGAUCUGUGCGCGGCGCAGCGGCUCAACCCGGUGCGGAUGCAGCUGGAGGGGCCGCAGCAGGCGGUGGUUCACGACUUCAGGGGGCGCUCCCUGUGCGUGGUGCCGCUGACGCUGCGCCUGCGCAACUGCGGCGCGGCGCCGGCGGCGCUGACGGUGCGCGCGCAGUCGGCGUGGGAGGGCUACGGCACGCAGCACGCGUGGUUCGCGGCGCCCGCGGCGGCGGCGCGAGGGGGCGGCGGCGGCGCGGG
Messenger RNA from Monoraphidium neglectum, 2408 nucleotides. RefSeq names its product component of TRAPP complex, TRS85-like protein. Gene Ontology annotation, biological process: endoplasmic reticulum to Golgi vesicle-mediated transport; protein localization to phagophore assembly site. The record is from RefSeq and is a predicted model, not a curated record. Gene Ontology annotation, cellular component: TRAPPIII protein complex; cytoplasmic vesicle; phagophore assembly site. Lineage: Eukaryota; Viridiplantae; Chlorophyta; Chlorophyceae; Sphaeropleales; Selenastraceae. The transcript has 8 exons. The annotation marks the transcript as partial.